Molecule: messenger RNA, 1847 nt
Organism: Leptinotarsa decemlineata (Colorado potato beetle)
Lineage: Eukaryota; Metazoa; Arthropoda; Insecta; Coleoptera; Chrysomelidae
Product: putative polypeptide N-acetylgalactosaminyltransferase 9
Biological process (GO): protein O-linked glycosylation
Cellular component (GO): Golgi apparatus
Molecular function (GO): polypeptide N-acetylgalactosaminyltransferase activity
Source: RefSeq, a predicted model, not a curated record
ACACAAACUUUUAAUCGGAAUGAAUGUGAGUGGUUUGAAAAAAAUUAAUUUGUUCCUUUUGACGGUAGCUGUUGUAGUUUUGUUGUUUCUUAUCAGAUAUUCAAUAAUGAUGAACAGAGUAAAUAUUGGAGAAGUACCUGUUCUGUUUCACAUUGAGAAUGUUGCAGAAACAACUUUUUUUGGUGAAAUGGGAAAACCGGUGAUCCUUCGAAACAAUAUGUCAAAAAUUAUUACUAAAAUGGUAGAGAAUGGUUGGCGUCAUUAUGGGUUCAACCAAUUCGUAAGCGAUUGCAUAAAUGUCCACAGGUCAUUGCCAGAUCCCAGAGAUGAAUGGUGUAAAGCGCCUCGUAGAUUCAUGGCAGAACUUCCUUCUACAUCUGUGAUUAUUUGUUUCCACAACGAAGCCUGGUCAGUUAUUUUGAGAUCGAUUCAUUCAAUACUGGACAGAUCGCCCGACUAUCUGCUCAAGGAAAUCAUCCUAAUUGACGACUUUUCAGAUACGGAACACCUUAAACAGAAUUUAGUCGAAUACUGGGAAAAUAACCCCAAAUUGAGGAUUUUCAGAACCUCGGAGAGGUUGGGUCUUAUGAAAGCUAGAUUGCUUGGAACAUUCCAUGCGAGAGGAGAAGUUCUUACAUUUCUGAAUUCACGUGUAGAAUGUGCUCCUGGAUGGUUGGUGCCACUUCUAGACCGAAUUGCACGAAAUCCCAAAACUGUAGUAUCUCCAAAAAUAGAUGUUAUUGACCCCGACACCUUGGAGUUCUCAUACGGAUCUGAUGUCUACAUAUGUGGUUUCAAUUGGAAUUUAAUGGCUAUCCAGCAUUCAAUUUCUGAAAAUGAACAACGAAAAUCCAACCAUUCUGCCGAGCCUGUUAAAACUCCAAUAAUACCACAUGGUUUGUUCAGUAUAAAUAAAGCAUUUUUUCUCCUGCUGGGUACAUAUGAUGAAAGCUUCGAACUGAGUGGUGCAGAAAACCUCGAACUGUCUCUGAAGACGUGGAUGUGUGGGGGUUCUAUAGAAAUUAUUCCUUGUUCCCAUGUUGGUUACAUAUUUCGAGAAACUCUUCAUUACACGUCUAAAUUCUUGACCGAAGUUCGGCACCAGGAUCUUACACGUGUGGCUGAAGUUUGGUUGGAUGAUUAUAGUGAUUACUAUUACAAAAAUCAUCGAAAAAAAUACAUUGAUCAUGAGUAUGUACGUAGGAAAAAGUUACAAAGAAAAACAUUGGGGUGCAAAUCUUUCAAGUGGUAUAUAGAUAAUGUUUAUCCAGAGUUGCUUCAUACAUAAUCUGCAGUAUUGAUUCUAUUUCAAUAUUAAAACUGUUAACACAUCAGUAUAGAUAUAGGUAGAAGCAAAUAUUUGACAUUUUCUCACAGUAUUGAGACUUGCUGGAUUUCGGAGUCGACGUUGAAUUGGAGUUAACGAGCAACAAAUGAUGUGAUAUAUCUGUUCUAUAUUGUUUUCGUCGUUGUUCAAAUUGUAAUGAAUGAGUUUCGAAAUUGCUGAAGCUUUCCACAGAAAUGAAAAAAUUAGAAGCAGUCGACAUCAGAAUGUACGACAUAAGCUACAUCCUAGAAAGUGAUUGAAUUCAUGUAAAUUCGCAUUUGAACAAUCAUCUUUGAAAGACAAAUGAUACUCAAACUUCUAUAAACUUCCUAAUACCUGAAUUUUGUGUCCUGUUCAGGAUAUUGUGUUAUUAUUAUCAAUAAAUUUUUCUCGACAGUUAUCUACCUCUUCUGGUUGAUACUGAUACUCAAACUUGUAUAAUAAACUUCCUAAUACCUGAAUUUUGUGUCCUGUUCAGGAUAUUGUGUUAUUAUUAUCAAUAAAUUUUUCUCGACAGUUA